This is a messenger RNA of Clupea harengus (Atlantic herring), 2176 nucleotides long. It is a transcript of the gene las1l, whose product is annotated as LAS1 like ribosome biogenesis factor. The record is from RefSeq and is a predicted model, not a curated record. Gene Ontology annotation, cellular component: Las1 complex; preribosome, large subunit precursor. Gene Ontology annotation, molecular function: endonuclease activity. Lineage: Eukaryota; Metazoa; Chordata; Actinopteri; Clupeiformes; Clupeidae. Gene Ontology annotation, biological process: maturation of LSU-rRNA; maturation of 5.8S rRNA.
UUUACCGGAAAUGGUGUAAUGCGCUGCACGACCAGGCUCCACCUUCCACUCUAAAAUAGUUAAUUUAGCUAGCUAGCUUCAUUCUUUCUUUUAGAUUAGAUUAAUUAUGUUCUUAUUCCGCGGUUUGUGGUAUUUACUAACCACGUUUUAGUAAAAAUCGACUCGAAAGGUUUGUAAAAAUAUUACUUGCACGUUCUUUUGGGCCAAAAAUGGCUCGAAUUAGGUGACGGGAAACGUGUAGUAUUUAUCGUGGAAACGCUUUGCAUCGGCUACAGUUUAGCUUACACUCUGCUUUAAAAAAAAAAAAAAUGAAGAACAAACCGGCAGCCAAGACCCGCCAUGUAGUUGCCUGGAUCAACAAAGCGGAGUGGGACCAAGUGUUGGACUAUCUGUAUUCAAAGGAUGCUGCCUUACAGAAUUAUGCACUACAGCGAAUAUCUGCGUGGAAGGGAAGGUUUGGACAUAACACUCCAGUUGCAGUAGAGAGCACCGCUGAUCUUGUGCGAUGCCAAGUCCUGGACAGUUCAGGGCAACUGGACUCUGAUGACCUCGUGUUGCUUUAUGGAAUGGCUCUUGUGAGGUUUGUCAAUCUUAUUACAGAACGGAGACAGGGACGAGUAGCCAAACCUCUUAGACGCCUGGCCGGUAAUAUGAACAUUCCAGAAUGGAUUGUAAACCUUAGACAUGACAUUACUCAUCGACGGCUUCCAACACUCAAAUGGUGCCGGAAAGGCUGUGCUUUUGUGCUUCAGUGGCUCCAGCAGGAGUACUGGUCCAGACAGCUGGGCAGUCGGCUGUCGGAGGACUGGGACUCUGAGUCUGAAGAGGAGGAAGAUGAAGAGACCUGGGCACGAAGACGAGAGGAAGACCUCCUCACCCAACAGAAAGAGACCGAGAACCACAAAAAAGCCAGAGAACUGCUGAUCUCCUAUGAAAAGGAACGCUUUCAGAUGUACGAGGAGUGGCUGAAGCGCGGCUCACCACAUGGGGCAUGGCUGGAGCCCAGCGCUGACCUUAGCUGGAACUUGAAGCAAAUCAAGCUGUUUGCAACAGAAUCAAGAGAGAUCUUUACUGAUACAUUGGUUCAGGAUGGAUUUCUUAUACCUACUCAAGAACAGCUGGAAUCCCUGGAUAUAGAUCCAACAGGAUGUUAUGAUCCACUGAGACCGUGUGUUCCACGUGUGUUCCUGCAGUUCUGGCUUCCCCUGCUGAAGGGCUUGAACAGGGUAACCUUCAUCCGCCGGGUCCUUGAAAAGCUAUUUGCUGAGCUCUCGGCCGAGCCAGAUCCCCACAGGAGCUUUUACCUCUCCGCGUGGAUCUCAGAGGUUGUGCUCUGCAACAGCAAGAGUUUAUUUAAAGUGAAGAAGAAAUCCCAAAUGAUGGAGCUCUUUGUGAACAGAAUGCAGCUUGGGUGGCAGCAACUUCUAACGACAUGUUUAAAUUCUCCGUGCGCUGCUACUCCCUACCUUUUACAACUGUUACUAAAAGACAUGGACGAGCCUCCACCACCAGAUACACAGGAAAAGCUGCUCCGCCUGUCCAGCAUCUACACACAGGGAGAGUACCACGACACCCACGGCCAGCCCGACCCUUCCAAACACGUUUACACUCUGCAAAACCUGAAGGAGAAGCUCAGGAGAGAUGGUAACUCCGCCCAUGGGUUGGGCCCAGGGUUGUCACUGUCCUAUCGCAGUGCCUCCUCUGCCCAGAGCCUUCCCACUGAGGACCUGCAGGAGAAGUUGAGUGCCAGUGUCCUAGAGCAGAGACAGGCAGCUUUGCGUGGGUCACCGUGGCAGGUGUGCACAGAUAAAGUCCCCUGGAAAUUUUACCCACUGGGAAAGGUUCCUGGCCAGUCGGAGGACCCUUCAUGUUUAAUGGUAGAGACGUACUCUACAGUCACCGUCUUUGACCAGCAGGUUGAGCUCGAUAAAACUCCCCAACACCAUUUGAAUCCAAGUAUUCACAGCCAGAACAGAGCAGGUUCUGACGGACAGCUUUGGAGCCUUGCAGAACUGAACAAACUCAAAUCUGGACUGAAGCUGUUUUGAUUGUAAUUUCCUAACCUUGCCAGGCUUUACUUGUACAUAUUUUUGACUGAAAACGGUGGAGUCUGUAAGACUUGAACUCUUACAGGCUUCCUUUGAUUCAUAAAAUAAAUUUCAUUUUCCAGUUUUGA